UGGAGUUUAGAAACCCCACAUUAAGCUUUUUGUAAAGAGACAACUGUAAAGAAAAGUCAUACUCCAUUUAUUGAGGGGCAGCACAAAGUUUGUGCAUUAAUCCCUCCCAUCUGAACAGUUAUAAAAGACCACCAAUACAUUACCAGCUCAUUUCUCUCCUGACCAAAGAUGGAUCUGCGCAUCACCAUUGUCCUUCUCUCUGUUUUCAUCACUGGAGGACACUGUAUCAGAUGUUAUGCGUGCGAGUCUCGUGGCUCUGAUGUUUGUGAAGAAAGAAUAAUAUCAUGUUCUGAUCGAGAUUCAUGUGCAAGUACAAGAGAGACAAAGUACCGUUCUACCAAAGUGUCUGUCCUAGGUAAAGGAUGUUUAGAGAAAGAACAUUGUAUAUCUGGCACUCUACGGCAAGAGACUGGGUUCGUUUCUUUACAGUGCUGUAAUACGGACCUAUGCAAUGGUGCAGAUGGACUCUAUAAGGGCAGUUUUCUCCUCCUGCUGUCUCCGCUGUUCUUCUACUCUCUGUGUCACUGAAUUCAGCUGCAGUGAAGAGCACAUCACUGAAACCACACAUGAAUUACAGCACAACGCUUUACUAAAUGUUGUUUAUUGCUCAUCUUUGCUGUCCUUACCCAAACAAUAUGUUGUUUAAUAAGAGAAAAAGAACAUGCUGUAAGUAAUGUAUAGAAAUAGGUGACCGUAAAAAACAGAUAAAGUCUCACAGUCUAAUUAUGAGGAAACGAGCAUCAAAGUUUGAUUAAACCAUUAAUAUCACUAUGAUUUCAAUCGUUGACAUGGUACCCAAUAUUAAAGUCACCAAGAUUAUAUUUUCACAGAAUAUUCUUUACAUUAUAGGAUGAUUUUAUGUAAAUCACAAAAUAUGAAAAUAUCUGAAAUGUAUUUUCCCAGUGCAAAACUCAUCCUCAAUAAAAUGAAAAAAGUCUUUAAGAAAUGAAGUUCAUUCAAAGGUCUGAUUAUAAUGUAUAAAGUGACUAUAAUAUGUGUUUUAUUCUGAUGUGCUGGUUAAGUUCAGGUUCGUUUUGUGUUCAUUAAAUACUUUCUGUUUGAUCAGAGUCUAUAAGGGCAGUUUUCUCCUUCUGCUGUGUCCACUGUUCUUCUACUUUUGUUUCACUGAAUUCAGCACAA
This is a messenger RNA of Triplophysa rosa, 1140 nucleotides long. RefSeq names its product CD59 glycoprotein-like. Bases 169 to 528 code for a protein of 119 amino acids. The transcript has 4 exons. Lineage: Eukaryota; Metazoa; Chordata; Actinopteri; Cypriniformes; Nemacheilidae. The record is from RefSeq and is a predicted model, not a curated record.